Penicillium alfredii is the source of this 1794-nucleotide messenger RNA. Its product is annotated as CCCH zinc finger protein. The record is from RefSeq and is a predicted model, not a curated record. Gene Ontology annotation, cellular component: nucleus. Gene Ontology annotation, molecular function: metal ion binding; RNA binding. Gene Ontology annotation, biological process: box C/D snoRNP assembly. Lineage: Eukaryota; Fungi; Ascomycota; Eurotiomycetes; Eurotiales; Aspergillaceae. The transcript has a single exon. The coding region runs from base 1 to 1794 and encodes 597 amino acids.
AUGACCUCGCAGGGGUUUUCUUUUCCCCCGCCACCACCACCUCCCCCGACCACCCAGCAGCCAUCGGCGUACCCCUCGGCGCAGCAUGGACCGCAUUGGGGACGAGGUGCGGGCGGACCUCGAGGCCGGGGACGGGGUCACAACAAUCGAGGAGGCCGAGGUGGACAUUUUGCUGACAGUCGACCUUCUGCAUACCCUCCGAAUCCUGCAGGUUUCAACUAUCCCCCUGUGAAUUAUGGCGGCUACCCAACUCAACCGAUGUCGACCACCUACAUGCCUCCCUCACAAUAUCCUCCCUCACAGUCCUCAAGCUUCCAGCAUCCACCGAAUCCUCCAUUUCCACCACCACAACAGUUUGCGACAGGUUCCACGGCUUAUCAACAGCUAUCCUACAACACGGCGAACCUCCCGUCCUACCCUCCUCAGACUACCCCGACAUAUCCUGCCGGUGUACCAACACCGCAGCAUUCGCCUCCGCCAAACCCGAUGAUGGGAUCUAUGCACUGGGGUGCCGAUCGACAGGGUACAGUGCCAUACAUGGGGGCUCAGCCUGGACAUACACGAGGCCCCCGUUUGUCGCAUCCGCAUGGGAACCACGGUCCCAAACAAAAGCAUGCUACCAAGCGGGACCACACAGCUGCAUUUAGCAAACCCCAAUCAACCCUCAAAACCCCCGCACCACCUCCAGUUCCCAGCUUUGGCAAUCCCUUACCAGUGAAGCCACCACCGGCCGCCGACGCCAUCCGCAAACCGAAGAAAAGAAAGAGGAAGCAUAACCAGCUGGGUUUGACUCCAAAGACCGAAGAGCAUGAGUCCAGCGAGGAGGACGAGGAUGUCAACGAGGAAUCCAAACUGGCGCCAGGCUCUGAUGCUGCGCCGCUCCAGUUUACCUACAAAGGUCAGACUGCGACACUCCAGUCUGCGACAGAUAUUGCCGCAUGGAUUGCAGAACGAAGGAAGAGAUUCCCCACACAAGCCCGAAUCGAGGAAAAGAAAAAGGCUGCGGAGGAGGCCAAAGCGGCCCGCGAAGCAGCUCGCCGGCAGAAAGACCAGACGAAACCCAAGGACUCUGGUCACAAAACGGAUAAAACGGGCGAGGAACAUGCUGACCCUGCAGUCAAUGCUGCCAUGAAGGCGCAACGCAAGGCUGAUAAGAUCCGACGAACUCUUGACCGGGAGCAGAAACGCUUCGCCAAAGCUGAAGCCGAAGCAGAGGCCGCUCGUCUGCGGGUGGAAGCACUACAGAAAGAGGCCUUGGGUCUGAAGCCGGAGGGCUCCGGGCAGAACGGAUUGAGCAAACCGGAAAAUCAUGAAUUGUCACAAUCGGGGAUAGACGAGAAGAACGCCUCGACUCAAGAUGCGAAGCAGCCAGAGGUAUCAGAAGAAGCGUUGGUCACAGAGGUACCUGACUCCGUUCAUAUCACCGAGGCUGUCCACCACGCGCAACAUGCCUCGGACGAGUCCAUGGAUCUGUCAUCUCACGAGUCCGACGCGAGCGACUGGACCUCAUCCAGCGGUUCUAGCUCAGAGUCCGAGUCCGAGUCUGACGCCAGCGAGGAUUCCGCACCCGAAGAGGUGAGCUUACGCCGCAUGGGGCCUGAAAGAGUUGCUCCGCCACCUCGCGAGGGCAAGAAACCCCCCUGUCGCCACUUUGCUCGCACCGGGCAUUGUAACCGCGGCGACAUGUGUAAAUUCUCCCAUCUCCCGGAGCGAGCUCCCAAAACAAAGCCGGCAGAGCAGAGGGGGCGCAAGGGACUUCUCCAGGCCGUAAGAUUCUCUAUUGUCCAUUUUUAG